AUGGAGGGAGGCAAUAACGACAAUGAACAACUCGACGGUUGUAAUCAAGAGGAAGGUGAAGGUGGUUCACGUGGACCUCGCAGAGGACGUGGAUAUACAAUUCAGGGCCUCUCUUGGUAAGUGACUUUUAAAAUAUAUUUUUUACACACAUACGUAAAUAUUUAAACAUAUUGAACAACUCUACGGCUGUAAUCAACAACGGUAUGUUUUCACGUUAUUCAUUUGACGAUAUUUCUUACAAAAUACAUUAUUCAUACAACGUUUCAUCUAGUCAUAAUACGCGUCGCAUUAAUAUUAAUGAAUGAUUUGUUUGGACAUGCAUAUAUAUAUUAAAGGAUAUAUAUAAAGCCACUACAAGUUGAUCUUUAGUUUCUGGUCCGCCGCCCGCGUCCUUUCUCCGUAAAGUAUUAUUUCAGGACUAUUUUGUUAUUUACAAUUAAUUUCUAUACUUGAAAAUUUUCGCAAAGGAUUUAGCUUAUAUAGAACGAUAAAUAUUUAAUUUACACUAAAAAGACCGAGCAAAAUGUAGUAUUGAAUGGUAAAAACCGCUGCCUUAUCGAUAUUAAUACGAGGUAAAAAAAACCUAGAAAUAUUAGUAGAUCAUUUUGAUAUGUAAAAUCCUUUGUAAUCUGUCAUACAUGUCGAUUUAUAAAUAAUAUAAAUGCAAUUUAUGUAAAAUUUCAUAACAUUUUGAUACAAUUAGCAUGAAAAGGGACAAGAAUAAAGACCACAGAAAUGUGGGCAAAGCCACAAUUGUAAUUAUGUCCUAUAGUCCUAUAAACCACCCGCCCGCCCGCGUCAUAAACGAAGGUAAGGCAGGACCAGAAACUAAAGAUUAACUUGUAGUGGCCUAAAGGUCUUUGUUGAAUUUAUAGCGUCAAGCGAUAGCCUUGUCUACACCUAGAAAUUGGCCUGUGGGUGGGGAAAUGGUGAGGAAUUCUAGGUCAGUUUUUGCAAAGGCACCACUAUUGCCCGGGGGUCCCUAGGGUGGGGGGGAAGCCGAUUACACAUGCGAUUACACAUGCAUAGGACAAGCAAGUUUCCUUGACAAGUUUAUCACUACAAUUUUCCAGUUUUCCCUGUGAAAAACUUGUCAGAAAACUUCCUCAUCUGUUUGGGCCUUUAGGACCUAAUAUGAGCCCAGUUUGCCAGGAAGCUCACCUGCAUGAGCGGGAUGAAUUAUUUCUGCAAAUUCUGUGUUUAUCCCACCUAAUUUUGAUCCACAUUAUAGGAGUAAAUGUAAGCAUGCUGUAUUCUUGACUUGCACAUCGGCCAUGGUGGUGGCUUGGCACAAAAUAAUAUUUUAUAAUUCUACAAUGACAACCUUACUACUCCACAACAUUACAUAUUUAUAGUAGAAUAUUAUUUACAAUAUUAACCCUUUAAGUGGCAAUGCACCCUACUUUAUUAUUUUAUUGUGUCUAACACCAAAUAGUUUUACUUGUCAAGGAAAGAGUGCUGCACUCAGUGGUUAAUAUAUUAUUAUUGCAAAUAUGUAGGCCUAUAAUACUGUAUAAUACUAUGCCAGGUGGAGCUGUUUAUAUUAUUGAAGUUCUUUGUAUGUUUGCAUGGCGAUAAAACACAUCCUAUUAUAAUAGAAGCUGGCACCACAAUAUAUUGAAAAGGCUAAACAACUACUGUAAGAGCCAUAUGCAUGACACAUAUUAUUAUGUACUUUAUAUUCUAGUUUAACCAGCGACCAAGAAAGGUUGUGCGAAAUCGCACUAGAAGGUCACAAUAUAUGUAUAACUGGGAAGGCAGGGACAGGAAAAUCCGUUCUUGUGGGUUGCAUACAAAGAGAACUGAAAAGGCGUGGCAAAACUGUAGCGGUUAUUUGCUCAAGUGGUUUGUCUUGCGAAGUUUACCAGGGUGCAAAAGCCAAAACAGUCCACUCGCAAUAUGGUCUUCAAAUCGCAGAACUCCCAUAUGAUAAACUAGUGAAAAGGUCAUUGGCAAAAAACAAUGUAGUUGAUCAUGUAAAGUCUGUUGAUGUUGUUAUUUGGGAUGAGGUUUCAAUGUCAAGUCAGAGGAUACUUGAAAUUGUUAGCCGGAUUCACCAUAUUGUAUUGGCGUCAUAUAAGCCACUCGGAGGUGUACAGUUUAUCUUAGUUGGAGAUUUCUGGCAGUUGAGCCCCAUUGCAAGUGCAGUUGAUGCUGGACUCUUUGCCUUCCUGGCUACAAUUUUCAACAUUGCCUUUCCUCACCGAUUUGAAUUGACAAAUAUUAUCCGGCAAGACAAUUCCCAGAAAUCCUUAAGGGUUGCCCUAGAAGGUUUGAGAUAUGGCAAGUGCACUGACGAGUCAGAACUGCAUAUACAGAGCUUAGAAAAUACAAUACUAUGUGAGGGAACUUUACACCUUUUCUUCAAAAGAUUGCCUGUAGAGAUCCAUAAUUUUAACGUACUGCUUGGUAUUCCCGGAAGAAUGUUCUCUUUACAUGCACAAGAUCAAGGGCAUGUCACCACCUUGGAUUUUACGGUUGGAAAGACUAUCCAUUUAAAAGAAGGCUGCAAUGUUUUGCUGUUGUACAACAUCAGCGAAGACUUGAGGAAUGGAACGACUGGUAAACUUGUCAAAGUUGAAGAAGAUAGCUUGACAGUUGCCUUUCCGAAAGUUGGACACAAACAAAUAGUUCGUAAAAUAUGGUAUGUGCACGACAGAAAUGGAAAGGUACUUGGUAGCCGUACACAAUUCCCAAUCGUUCCAAGCUAUGCAGUUACUGUUCACAAAUCGCAAGGCAUGACACUUGAUAGUGCAGUAGUUCAUUGUACACGUGAGUUUGUUCCAGGACAAACGUAUGUGGCAGUAUCCAGAAUGAAAAAGGAUGAUGAUUUGCAAGUGAUUGGCUUUAGGAAAUCUUUUCUUCUGCCCAUACCAGACGAACUUGUGUCUUUCGAUUCAACAUACUGCGCACCAUUUUUGGAGAACCAGAAAUGCUGUAAAAAUCAAGUCCUUGAUGGUAAUGCAUUCCUUGUUCAUGAUCGAGAAGAAGCAACACUUACUGACCCAGAGGACCCUGCAAAUACAAUCAGCCACUUUCAGGAAUCUGCGGCCAAGGCAUACUACGAAGAUUUCGAGGAUGCUGAACCUGCAAGUCUUGAAGAUGUACUUCUUUCGUUAGAUGAAAUGACUAGCGAAUUAUCAGCUCCUCCUAAAUCGUUCAACCCUGUGAAUUUUUUGGAAACAUUCAUAUUCAAACAUGAUGAUCCUGUUUCUUCUUCUAUAAACUCAGAGGUAGAGUUUGCUUUGGACGAGUCAAACGUGGACAAUUUUAAGCUUCUGCUUGGAAUCAUCUGGUGCAGAAUCUUUAUUAUUUUUAAGGACUUUCUCGCAGAGAACGUGGACAGUGUGCGAAUGACCAGUAAGAAUUUUUUCGAUGCAACAGCAAAGUUAAAUGGAAUAUUUUUGUCUUGUGAGUACAGAAGAGACGUCUGUGCAGCCUUUGGUGAAACAUGUUGGCAAGACAUCAGCCACGGUCAGCAAGCUCUUUGUGCCCAGAUAGUUCAUGGACUUUUUCAGCUGUUCAUCAACGAAGUCGCUCAACGAAUAAGGCGAGUGGAACUGUCAGAACCUGUUCCGUUCAGGGUUGAAGAAAUGGAUGAUAUUGGAAAGGGAAAAAUAAGGUAUAUUGGCGGAUGGGUGGUUCGGAAGGUCCUUGAAACUAGUCGUAGGUAUUUAAAGGACAAUAAGUUUUCUACUGUCACUCCUGUUCGUGCAAGACUCGCUGCAGAACUUCGCAAAAUGGAAAUGUUGGAAAACGAUAUAAUUGUUCCAUUUGAAUCGCUUGAGAAUGAUACGGAAGCUAUUGGAACAUUGAAUGUUGUGGAGUCAAGACAAUUCCGUUGCCGCGGAUUACUCCAUAUCAGUGAUGCAGCUCAUGCGUUCUUUCUGCUAUUGGAACAGCAAAGAGUUGAUCAAAUCAACCAGUACCAUCUGCUCCAUGAACAAGGGCGAAUGGUUGAAGCCGCACUGAUUAAGAUCGGCGGUGAUGAAGAUUUGAAGGAUAAAUUCAGACUGUUAUUCAACAUGGAGAAUGCUGGAGAUGAGGUGGGUAUCGACAACAAUUUUACUAGCUAA
Molecule: messenger RNA, 4076 nt
Organism: Paramuricea clavata
Lineage: Eukaryota; Metazoa; Cnidaria; Anthozoa; Malacalcyonacea; Plexauridae
Source: the annotation of a GenBank genome assembly